AGCAGCCCAACACAUGGUUGUGGCCCAUGACCCAUGUAUUUCCUCUAGCUUAUAUGCUGUACUGGAGACUAUUGUUGGUCAUGUUUUGAAUGAUGAAUGAAUUCUAGUCUUUUCCUCCUUAUUAAUCUGUUAUCCUUUGAGUGACCUCAACAGAGCCAGCAACGAUGCCUUCUAGAGGCCUGCAACAAAGCCAGCCCUCCGAACCAAUCUCCGGCCAAGUAGUCCCAGCCCUCCCACCCACUCCACCCAACCCAACCACACACAUAGCUUCAUCCUCCUUACAACCAGAUGACCCUUCUCAGCUUCAAAUGGCAGAGUUCCAAAACUCGGUAGAGCUGCUCCAACACCAAACUGAGGAACUACACCACUCCUUAGACUCACUCACCCAAAAUUUGACUCAAAACCAAGCAGCCUUCCAAGAUCAUAUUUCGGCACAGCUCGCAGCUCUCUCCAAAGCACCAUCCUACAAUCCCUCAUCCCACAGCCACGUCCCACUUCCUCCAUCACCAGCCAUCACUUUUGGGUCGCUCGGCCCCAUCACCACCACAUGGACAGGUUUGGGUCUUUCUAAUCCACCUCCCCUCUUGCCUCAACCGCCACAACAACAAGGGCUGUCCACACUCUUUCUACUCCUCCAACAGUCUCAUUCCCUUCUCCACACCACCACCCAUUUUCUCCACUAUUACAUCCAUCCCUCAAACAUCACUCACCCCGGCCUCCUCAUCUCCCUUCACCCCCAACCGCUUCCACCACCACAAUCCCCGCCAGUCAGAUUCUCAUCCAUUCCGACCCCCAAAAAUUGACUUACCUCGAUUCGAAGGGUACAAUGUGGCUAGCCAUGGCCGAACGCUACCUCCGCGCACUCCAAGUUCCACCACACGAACGGGUUACUGCUAUGGCCUCCCACUUUGGCCCCGGCCCUUCGAUGUGGAUGAACGCGUUCGAGCAGCGGAAUCCGACCACUACCUGGGAGCUCUUCAUUCCGGAAUUCCUUGAGCAUUUCAGAUCCAGCAGCGUUGCUGACCUCAAAGCCCGACUCUCCCACCUGCAACACACUGGGUCAGUAGAGGAUUUCAUCUCAGAUUUCACGAAGCUCUCAUGCCAGACACCGGAAUGGAUGAUGGGAAACUUUAGGGAGGUGUAGAUAGCAUAUUGGUUAUUUGUAAAAGUAAGUUGGAAGUGGGGAGGUCUAAAUACCAAUUUUAGAGGUAUGAAUAGAAGCUCCCAAAAUUAAAAACGGGAAAAAGUCCAUAAUGCGUAUGCUGUUUAUAGAAUGAGUGUUCACAAUGAUUGAAUGAUAUUAUAGUGCUCCAAAACCCAAGGUUCACAAUGAUGUUAUAAUGCUCUAAAACCCAAGCUUCUUGUUAUAGUCUCUGGUGCUCUGUUUGAGGAUCUUUCACUCUUUCAUAGCUAAACUGAAGCAGAGUCUCUGUGUGUAACUUAAAAUGGGAAGAACACCAUGUUGUUCAAAGGAGGGUUUGCAGAGAGGUCCAUGGACUACCAUAGAAGACACAUUGCUCAUUCAAUACAUCCAGUCUCAUGGUGAAGGGCAUUGGAUGUCUCUGCCAAAUAAAGCAGGGCUUCUUCGAUGUGGGAAAAGUUGCAGGCUGAGAUGGAUGAACUAUCUCCGACCAGGUAUAAAGAGAGGUAACAUAACUCCUGAUGAGGAAGACCUUAUUGUGAGGCUUCAUUCACUUCUGGGAAAUCGAUGGUCUCUAAUUGCUGGAAGACUCCCCGGUCGAACCGAUAAUGAGAUCAAGAACUACUGGAAUACCAACCGCAGCAAAAGGCUCAACAACGCUGGUAGUACUGAAAAAGGUGUAUCUAGUGUUGAAGGACAACUCAAGAAGGAUGACCGAGGCUGUGUAGCAAAGGUUAAGGUUCAUCAACCAAAGGCCAUUCGAGUUUCUGCAAACUCAAUCAUAAGAAACAAUAACAUCUUAGCUGAAUUGGGUCAUCAUGAUGCAGAGGUUUCUAAUGAUCUUCAUGAUCAUAAACAUUUUGGAGAGGCCUUGGUUUGCGAAAAUGUGAUGGAUUUUGAUGUUUUUAUUCAAGGGUAUGAGGAAUAUCAGCAGCUUCUUCUCAAGGCAGAUCAAGAUCUCGAUGGUGUUCAUUUGGAUUCUUUUGUUGACUCCUUGUUGAUUUAAGCUAGUUCAUGCUGCAAAAUUAAGGACAUCAACAUUUGACACCAGUUUUCAUUGAAACUGUCGUGCUCAGCUAAUAGAUAGGCUGCUCUUAUAUUACUAUGUAAGCAUGUAUUAUCUUCUAUGGACUCCUUCUGUCAGUAGUAAAAGUGAUGUGAACUGUCAAUGUUGAUUGUACAAUUUUGUUUUACAUGUACCACCAAAUGGAAUCA
This is a messenger RNA of Rosa rugosa (rugosa rose), 2356 nucleotides long. Its product is annotated as transcription factor MYB1-like. The record is from RefSeq and is a predicted model, not a curated record. The coding region runs from base 1446 to 2147 and encodes 233 amino acids. The transcript has 2 exons. Lineage: Eukaryota; Viridiplantae; Streptophyta; Magnoliopsida; Rosales; Rosaceae.